Messenger RNA from Periconia digitata, 223 nucleotides. Lineage: Eukaryota; Fungi; Ascomycota; Dothideomycetes; Pleosporales; Periconiaceae. The record is from the annotation of a GenBank genome assembly.
UUCCAUCCCUGCGACCUUGAUUAAUCACAAUCUACACUCGAAUCUGUGGAAAGUCUCGAGGUCCAUGGUACUUAUGAUUUGGGAGGAGGACGCCGCGGCGCAAUUUCUGAGCCAAGUGGGGAAACCGGGGAUGGAUCUAAUGGAGACCAGGCUUGAGGCUUUUCACAGGACGACCGAGUCCCUGAAGGCCAGGGAAAAUUGUUGCUUACGUCAAGAUCUGUAA